Molecule: messenger RNA, 1251 nt
Organism: Seminavis robusta
Lineage: Eukaryota; Bacillariophyta; Bacillariophyceae; Naviculales; Naviculaceae
Source: the annotation of a GenBank genome assembly
AUGAGGCUCUUCAGCUUACGACAAUGCAGUUGUCUCUCCAACAAGGCCACAGUGAUGCGUGUGGGGAGGGCAGAAUUUCCGUUGCUACCGAUGGCCAACCCCCUGCUUUUGGCAAAUGCAAGGUAUAACUAUUUCGCAGUUAGGUCUCGGCGUCGCAUUCACACAUCACGGUAUUUAUCCAAGAGUGCAAUUCUGCAGGAUACCCAGAAUAAUGAAGAACCUGAACUCUUACGCCCUGACCAGCUCUGCGAUGGAACGAUCCCGUAUCCCAAGGCCUUGUCACCAUCUGCCAUUAUGGAAUUCAAAAAAUGCCCCCAAUCCUUUCUGUUUCAGUAUCUCUAUGGAUUAAGACAACCCACCUCGGAAGCCUUGGCCAAAGGGUCCAUGUGCCACAGUGCCCUGGAACAUCUCUUUGAUCUAGAACCACAAGAUCGAACACUGAAAGUUCUGCAGGAUCUUUUCCGGACAGAAUGGUGCCGACAUCGAUUCACCGAUACCUACCGGAUACUCUUUGAAAAAUCCAAUCCAGACAAUCCACAGAUUUUAGAAUGGGAUACUCCGGCCGAAAGAGAGUGGGGUAAAUCGGCGUUGAAGUUGCUGGAGAACUAUUAUGAAUUGGAAGACCCAAAGACACUGGUUCGACCAAAUCCGCUCAAGCGUGAAAUCUGGCUCAAUGCCCACCUUUCCAUCGAUCCAGCACAAGGCGUCACUGCCAGCCCUCCAAAAGUGCAACCGGAUACUCCAACCUUUCAUGUACGAGGGAUCGUGGAUCGCUUGGAUAUGGUCAAGACAGCCGAUGCAUCGUCCAAAGUCUGUCUACGCAUUGUCGACUACAAAACUGGCAAGGCUCCCAAUCUCAAGUAUUCACAUCAAAUGAACGAACAAAUUGUCCAGGAAGCAUUCUUUCAACUCAAAAUCUACGCGCUGCUCUUGAGGGAAAAGGGCGCUGGAAACGACGUGUCCUUUCGAGAAAAUGAAAUGGAUGUUCGAUUGCUCCGAUUGUUCUACCUGAACUCCGAACCGGGGAGAGCGGUUCAUUGGGACAUGGACAUGGGAUCGACAAGAGUAGAGCAGGAUGCAUUGCUGCAGGAAGUGCAUCAAGAGCUGUCCAACGUAUGGAUGCAAGUUGUCGAGCUAGUAUCAUCACAGGACCCGCUAGCCUUUGUGGGUUGUGAUCGGUCGUUUUGCUAUUGCCACAAGUGUCGCCCCCGAUUCGUUCCUGGAACAGUGUGGGAGCCACCACCAUCCUAG